Phalaenopsis equestris is the source of this 1726-nucleotide messenger RNA. RefSeq lists its product as uncharacterized. The transcript is spliced from 3 exons. The record is from RefSeq and is a predicted model, not a curated record. NCBI's taxonomy places the organism in Eukaryota, Viridiplantae, Streptophyta, Magnoliopsida, Asparagales, Orchidaceae. The coding region runs from base 83 to 1492 and encodes 469 amino acids.
ACCUUCAUUAUUGUUUCCGACGCGCCCUUUUGUCCGCUCGCUCCAUCCCUGUCCCUUGGCCAACUUACCGUCACGUUAUCUCAUGGAGAGUUCAUCCACCGCCGGCGAUCCAACAACCGGCCGUCAGGCCGGCGGAACGGAGCUGAGCUGGUGCCGUGCGGUCCCCAGCGGCACUGGUGUAACAGUCCUCGCCCUCCUGCUCUCCCGCACUCCUGCUCUCCCCUUACUCCGCUCGUCCCUCCGACGCCUUCAGCUUUCCCAUCCCAUACUCCGUGCCCGCCUCCCCUCCGCCGCUGCCUCCAACUCCAGCAAACCUCCUCCCAUCCUCAUCUCCCCCACUCCUUCCGAUGUUAUCGAGCUCAUUCCCUCCGAUCAAGUAUCGCCGAUUACCGCUAACAGAGGUACGCCGCCGGUCUCUUUCAUCGAUGCGAUCCUGGAGCACGAGAUGAGCCGAAACCCUUGGGCUGAACUCGAGGAGGGUAAGUCCGUCGGGCCCUUCUUCGUUUCCGUCUACGAGCUCCAGGAACCUGGUCAUUCUGUGGUCGCGCUGCGUUUCCAUACCGCAGUCUGCGAUCGAAUCGCCGGGAUAGCGAUCUUGAAGGCACUCAUGGGUUAUAUAAGCAGUGGAGGAGGGGCCGAUCGGGAAGGCAGAGAGGACUCCGCUAAGGAGAAAGAAGGGGAGAUUGGUCUGGCGAUAGAGGAUUUGAUCAGGAACGAGGACGCUCGGAAGCCAUUCUGGGCUCGUGGGAAGGACUUGAUCGGUUACUCGCUGAACGGAAUAAGGUCUUCCGUGUUGCGGUUCGAGGACGCCGGUUCCGCACGCAAGUCUGAAUUCGUAAGGUUUGUGAUGGAUGCGGCGGCGACUCGGAGGUUGCUCACCGCUUGCAAUGCGAGGGGGAUCAAGCUCUGUUCAGCUCUAACAGCUGCUGGAUUUCUCGCCACCUACGACUCCAAAAAUCUUCAGAAAAAUCAGGCUGAAACCUAUUCGGUCGUCACUCUCAUCGAUUGCAGACAAUACUUGAAUCCCCCUCUGACCGAAAACCAUGUUGGAUUCUAUCAUUCUGGCAUCCUAAACACACACACUGUUCACGGAGAAGGAUUCUGGGAAAUGGCCAUUAGAUGCCACAAUGCUUACUCUAAUGCUAAGAAGAACAAGAAGCACCUUUCAGACAUUGGAGAACUGAACUAUCUGAUGUGCAAGGCAAUCGAAAACCCCCACCUCACGCCUUUGUCGUCCCUGCGAACCGCGCUCGUCUCUGUGUUCGAGGAACCAAUCGACUAUGCUCCGAUGGAGGAGUUGAAGGUGCUCGGGGUCGAGGAUUUUUUGGGAUGCUCGUCGGUGCAUGGAGUCGGCGCGUCGGUAGCUUUCUUCGAUACAAUCAGGAAUGGAGAGCUUGACUGUCUCUGUGUUUAUCCUUCUCCCCUGUAUUCCAGAAAGCAGAUUGAGGAGUUGGUGGGCAACAUAAAGAGGUUUCUAAUGGACAGUUGCUGAUCUCCCAUCGUAUGACAUUAUGGACAGUUUAUCCAACCUUGAGUGCAGGUAAUAAAGUAAGUUUUACAUGCAUACCACUCAAUUCUUAUGGAAUUACAUAUCUAACACCUAAACAUCAAUUUUUUACUUACAUAUGCCGCCCUAUUUAUGUAUCAAAAUGUGUGUUUCAGUUCUUUAAAAGUUAAAAUAUUGAUAUUUUUUGAUGUGAUAUGAAAGGAAAAGUUGCCUUGCUAU